AAUUGCUAAACAGUUGCUUUGUCAAUUGUACCAGCAAGGUUCUGGCAAUUCACAGUGAACUAUUCUACACAAUCAUUUUUUCCAAAUGUAAUUUACCGAGCAGGUUUAUUUUUUUAUCAGAUGCAGCCCACUGCCUGGGAACACAUUCUUAGCGACAAUGUGGGUCGCCACCGUUCGGCCACUGCAAGGAAUAUUGAUGUGAAACAGACGGCAAAUCGUGGCCAUUGGAUUCCCAUAAAGAGUUUGCAACCACCACUUCGUUCAGAAUAUUGAAGAGUAGCCUACACUGCGAAAUGGAUUUGCAUGAAGGAGCCGCACACGGUCAUGGUGAGGGUGUUUUAGACUUGUCACGUCGGAAUUUGAACAGUUUGAGUUUGGUCAAUCUCAGCGAGGAGCGCAAGAGGGACACCAAGCAGUUGUGUCUAAACUUCAACCGAUUGGCCUCGCUGCCCGGAUCAGUUUGCAUGUUCUCCAACCUCGAGUUUCUGGACAUUAGCAACAACGGACUAUCGGUCAUCUGUGAAGACAUUACUCGGUUAACCAAGCUCAGAACACUAAUAUCCAAGAACAACCGUCUGGACGAAUUCUCGCUGCCCAAGGAGUUCGGAUCUUUGCCGUUGGAGGUGUUGAAUCUAAGUGGCAAUCGAUUUGAGGAGAUGCCAGCGCAGUUCCUGAAGUUGCAGCGGCUACAAUCACUUUCCCUUGGGGGAAACAGACUACAAAGUAUUCCUGCAGAAAUAGAAAACUUAACCAGUCUGGAGCUGCUGUAUUUGGGUGGUAACCUGAUCACCUCUAUUCCUCCUGAGCUGGCCAACCUGCCCUACCUUAGCUACCUGGUCCUGUGUGACAACCGCAUACAGGGUGUACCCCCGCAGCUCACCAGGCUCCACUCCCUGCGUUCCCUCAGUCUCCAUAACAACCUGCUGACCUACUUGCCCCGGGAGAUACUCAGCCUGGUACACCUGCAGGAGCUCAGUCUCCGCGGCAACCCCCUGGUUGUGCGCUUCGUCAAGGAAAUGACCUAUGACCCCCCGUCGCUGCUGGAGCUGGCGGGUCGUACCAUCAAGAGCCGGAACGUUCCAUACUCGCCCUGCGACAUCCCCUGCCACCUGCUGCACUACCUAGACCUGGCCAGCAAGUGCCCCAAUCCUAAGUGUGCUGGCGUGUACUUUGACUCAUGCGUGCGCCACAUCAAGUUUGUGGACUUCUGUGGGAAGUACCGGUUGCCCCUCAUGCACUACCUGUGCUCCCCAGAAUGCACCUCACCCUGCAACUCCAACCCCCAGAGCGACGCAGAGUCAGAGGAUGAGAUCAGCGUGCCCGCCGACCGCCUGCAGAAGGUGCUGCUGGGAUAGCAGGAAGUGGAGGGGCCUCCGGUCGUAACCAUGAUAACGGCCUCAGAACCCCAGUCUUUCUCUCCGUGAUUGGACACUACUGUAGGGAUGAACUCUGACCCCUCUGGUCUCGAGAGAUGUCUUUAGCGGUGUAUGUCCCCUGGAACCUAUUGACUAAGUCACUAUAGCCAUCUAAAACUGGGGGGCAAAUUAUGUGAGGGAUCUCAUGGGUAAGCAUAGGAGGGCAGUAGAAACCAUAACUAUUGCCAACUUGCUAUGUGAGCCAUUGAAAGGGGUUUUCAUCACGCCUUUCCUGAGAAUCAGGAUAUGAACAAUGUGAGAUUUCCAAGUGCCAGAAAACAAAGUGUGUGACACAGUACUCGGUGAAAGCUUUGUUUUCUCUCACGCACAGGAAGUCGAUCUAGGCCGGGCAGAGUGUGUAUGGACACCUCACAGCACAAUACACACAUUUACUGUGAAAGGAGAAAACCAAACUAAUCAGACAAGAUGAAAGUUUGUAUUUCCAUCCCUUGGUUUUCUUUAAAUAUAGACAGUUCUAGAUAUGUGUGUCUUUUGAUGUGUGUGGGAACAUUUAGACAAGGUCCCCAGAAGGUACGUGUUCAAGGUGAACAGGAAGUACAGUGUACUACAGUAGCUGGCCUUUAAAUAAGACAUUGUUCAGACUAAAAACACUGGGCUAUUGUUACAGUACUAUGGAGAAGAAAAAAUGAAUUUGAUAAAUAAAAUAAAAUGGAAGGAACAGCAACUAAACAAAGAUGACUUUUUGCACCCUGAAAUGUGACAAUUCACCUUUUAGUUUUAGUCUUUUGUUUCCUGUAAGUGAUUUUCUAUUCAUGAUCCUAAACCCAAUGAUGUGAAAAACCAAUUUUUGUAACAUGUACUGCUUUUAUACAAAUCCAACAUGCUACUGUUCUACUGUCUGACACUCAAUGGCUCACACACUAAUAGUGUUUUUAUUGAAGAUGACUUAUGGAAUAUAAUAUAGUACUCAUACAGGUUGAUGAUCUGUACUAAAGUAUGUGCACUUUUCCCCUCUAAUAUAGACUGUACAGUAUAUAAUUUCCCUAAUAAAGUUUGAUUUGAAUAUCUAAAA
Messenger RNA from Coregonus clupeaformis (lake whitefish), 2448 nucleotides. RefSeq names its product leucine-rich repeat-containing protein 58-like. Lineage: Eukaryota; Metazoa; Chordata; Actinopteri; Salmoniformes; Salmonidae. The coding region runs from base 294 to 1355 and encodes 353 amino acids. Gene Ontology annotation, molecular function: protein binding. The transcript is spliced from 4 exons. The record is from RefSeq and is a predicted model, not a curated record.